Messenger RNA from Phragmites australis (common reed), 1236 nucleotides. RefSeq names its product probable esterase PIR7A. The record is from RefSeq and is a predicted model, not a curated record. The transcript has 3 exons. Gene Ontology annotation, biological process: jasmonic acid metabolic process; salicylic acid metabolic process. NCBI's taxonomy places the organism in Eukaryota, Viridiplantae, Streptophyta, Magnoliopsida, Poales, Poaceae. Gene Ontology annotation, molecular function: methyl jasmonate esterase activity; methyl salicylate esterase activity; methyl indole-3-acetate esterase activity. The coding region runs from base 280 to 1077 and encodes 265 amino acids.
GACCAGAUAAAGCGAAAAGCUUGCAAGCAAGAAAAGCUUAGACGUGGAUGGGCUUCACCUUCAAAACCACAGUGGGACUGUCGUCACAAGGAAACUCCGAAAACUGCAGUAGCGCCCCUCCAUCUCGGCAAAGGCCGGCAAGCGGCAUCGCUGAUCAGCUGGCAGAGGGUGUUUGUUGGCCUCGCCUGGGCGGCCGUCGGAGGUGUGGCAGCUCUCAGCUCCGGCGAAGCCAUCAACUUGCACGGUGACUCACAGUGUUUACCUGCUGAAGUGGCAGCAAUGGAGAGGAGCAGCAGCGACAAGCACUUCAUCCUCGUGCACGGCCUGUCGCACGGCGCGUGGUGCUGGUACAGGGUGGUGGCGAGGCUGCGCGCCGCGGGGCACCGGGUGACCGCGCUCGACAUGGCAGCGUCGGGCGUCCACCCGGCCCGCAUCGACGAGGUGGCGUCGUUCGAGGACUACUCGCGGCCGCUGCUGGACGCGGUGGCCGCGGCCCCGGACGGCGAGAGGCUGGUCCUGGUGGGGCACAGUCUCGGCGGGCACAACGUCGCCCUCGCCAUGGAGAGGUUCCCGCGGAAGGUCGCGGCGGCCGUGCUCCUCGCCGCGUGCAUGCCGCGCGUCGGCAGGCACAUGGGCAUCACCAUCGAGGAGUUCAUGAGGACGAUCACACCAGAUUUCUUCAUGGAUAGCAAAACGAUGGUUCUCAACACCGAACAAGGAGCAAGAACUGCAAUUCUACUUGGCCCCAACUUUUUGGCGACGAAAUUGUAUGAUCAAAGCCCAGCCGAGGAUCUGGAACUGGCGAAGUUGUUGGUGAGACCUGGCUGCCAGUUCAUGGAGGACCCACUGAUGAAGGAUGAGACGCUGCUCACGUAUGGCAACUACGGAUCGGUGAAGAGGGUGUUUGUGAUCGCCAAGGCUGAUACUAGCAACACCGAGGAGAUGCAGCGCCGGAUGGUCGAUUUAAGCCCCGGCGCGGAAGUCGAGGAGAUCGCUGGAGCCGAUCAUAUGGCCAUGCUUUCCAAACCGGGGGAACUGUAUCAUGUUCUGGUCAAGAUUGCCAACAAGUACGACUGAGUUGGAGAUGGUUGAGCUACAAGGCUCGUAUUCCUUUUUUUUCGUUUGGGAAAUCUGAAAUUAUCAAUAGUCCGUUUCAGGCUUCUAUUUGCACUGUCUAAGUACGAUGCAAGUUUGUAACCCGAGUUCUAAAAUAAGUUCUUGAUCCAUUUGAUGUUA